Messenger RNA from Coffea arabica (coffee), 1196 nucleotides. The record is from RefSeq and is a predicted model, not a curated record. Lineage: Eukaryota; Viridiplantae; Streptophyta; Magnoliopsida; Gentianales; Rubiaceae.
GAUUUCACUCCGCUUUCUUAUCAAUAACGGUACUGCUCCUACUUUCUCCUCUAUAUGAUACUCCAUCUUCCUAGCUAAAAGCCUUGCACAUACUGCAUUGUUUUAAUUUUGAUUCAAAUUAUCAUCUUCCUCGCCCGUGUUCUCUUUUUCAUCAAACUUGGAUUUGACAGGGUAGGUUCACGAUAAACAGGUACUUUUCCCAUAUUCAUCAGAUCAGCUAUUGCCAGAAUUCAACGGAUCAACUGUUGCCGGAGUAUUCAUUCUCUCCAAAGUGAUAGGGAAAUGUGAUCACGGAAACGACAAUAUUUUCCGACGGAAACAAGCAAUCCAAGCAAGGCCAUUUUUCUAUUUCUUUUUCGAUGUAGCCUCGCCAUUAUAAAGGGAAUUUCUGCAAAUUCAACAGAUCAGCUUUUGGCAGAGUGUUUAUUCUCUCCAAAGUCAAGGAGCCUCUGUUCCUUUCCUGAUAUUCUCAAGUUAAAGAAAAGGACUGAAAAUGGCAGAAACAGUUCUCUCUUUUGUGUUAGAUCAGCUCUCAAUUUUUCUGCGUGAAGAGGGCAGAUUAUUGGGAGGGCUUCGCCAAGAGGUUCAACUCAUCAGCGAUGAGUUGGGGCACAUGAGAGCUUUCGUGGGAGUGGCAGAAACAAUAGAAGAAGGUGCUGAUCCCAGGCUCCAAGAAUGGAUCAAGCAAGUACGAGAAGCCGCUUAUGACACCGAAGAUGUUCUUGAUGAAUUCGUAGCUUGCUUUGCUCACCAUCAUGCAACAGGGUUCUAUGGCUCUGUUAGGAAAAUUUUCAACUCCAUAAAGACUUUGCGAGCUCGUCGUAAGGUUGCUGUGCAAAUACAAAGCAUCAAGGCCAGAGUAAAGAAUAUAUCUGAAGGGCAUCAGAGAUACCAAUCAGAAUUCGGCGGUACUACCCAAGCGGCCGAGUCUCUCGCUGCUGUUAACAACACAACAUGGCGCUAUAGCAGGGAUGAUGCACUUCUCGUGGAAGAAGCUGAACUAGUUGGCAUUGACCACCCCAAACAACAGCUAAUUUCUCAACUACUCGAGAGGGAUGAUUCCCAGCUCAAAGUUGUUUCUGUGGUUGGCAUGGGAGGACUCGGUAAAACUACCUUAGUCAAAAAAGUCCACGAAGAUUAGCUAUUAGAAGGCAUUUCCCAGUUCGUGCCUUUGUAACUGUCUCUCAACCAUGCAA